GGGACUUCCGUGCGGUAGUUGCGCUGAGGCGGAGAUUGAGGUAGGCCCGUCGUGAGGGCGCGGAGGGAGGCCUGACCUGUGGAGGGGAUUCAGCCGCCGCCAUGCCCGGGAUAGACAAGCUGCCCAUCGAGGAGACGCUGGAGGACAGCCCUCAGACACGGUCUUUGCUGGGUGUAUUUGAAGAAGAUGCUGCUGCAAUUUCAAGAUAUGUUAGCCAAUUGUAUCAAGCAAUGCACCGAAUCUAUGAUGCUCAGAAUGAAUUGAGUGCAGCUACCCAUUUGACUUCAAAGCUUUUGAAAGAAUAUGAAAAGCAGCGUUUCCCUUUGUGGGGAGAUGAUGAAGUUAUGAAUUCUACUCUGCAACAAUUUGCAAAAGUGAUAGAUGAGCUCAGUUCUUGUCAUGCAGUGCUGUCAACUCAACUAGCUGAUGCUAUGAUGUUUCCAGUAACCCAGUUCAAGGAAAGAGAUCUAAAAGAGAUAUUGACUUUAAAAGAAGUUUUCCAGAUUUCAAGCAAUGACCAUGAUGCUGCCAUCAACAGAUACAGUCGACUGUCAAAAAAGAGAGAAAAUGAGAAGGUCAAAUAUGAAGUUAUGGAAGAUGUCUAUACGUCCCGAAAGAAACAACAUCAGACUAUGAUGCAUUAUUUCUGUGCUCUAAAUACUCUGCAGUAUAAGAAGAAAAUUGCCAUGUUAGAACCCUUAUUAGGCUACAUGCAAGCUCAGAUAAGCUUCUUUAAAAUGGGCUCAGAAAAUCUUUCAGAACAGCUGGAAGAAUUUUUAACAAAUAUUGGAACAAGUGUGCAAGAGGUUCGCAAGGAAAUGGAUCGUGAAGUAGAGAUAAUGCAACAAACUAUAGAAGAUUUGGAAAUAGCCAGUGACCCACUCUACUUGCCUGAGCCUGAUACUACAAAGUUUCCUUCACAAAGGAAUCUUACUCGAAAAGCUGGUUAUCUUAAUGCAAGAAGUAAAACAGGGCUGGUGUCUUCCAGUUGGGACCGGCAGUUUUACUUCACUCAGGGCGGAAACCUGAUGAGCCAGGCAAGAGGCGAUGUGGCUGGAGGGCUUGUUAUGGACAUAGACAACUGUUCAGUCAUGGCUGUGGACUGCGAGGAUCGGAGAUACUGCUUUCAAAUAACAUCUUUUGAUGGGAAAAAAUCUUCAAUUUUGCAAGCGGAGAGCAAAAAGGACUAUGAAGAGUGGAUAUGUACAAUUAACAACAUCUCCAAACAGAUAUAUCUAAGUGAAAACCCAGAGGAAAUGGCUGCACGUGUGAAUCAGUCAGCUUUGGAGUCUGUCACUCCCUCACCUUCCUUCCAGCAGAGGCAUGAAAGCAUGAGGCCCACACCGCAGACCCGUCCUCCCACAACGCGUACUAGCAGUAUUGGAUCUAUAGGAUCAGAUUCAGCAUCUUUAUCAGCACUUUCCUUGGACUCUCUUGUUGCACCUGACACUCCAAUACAAUUUGACAUCAUUUCUCCAGUAAGCGAGGAUCAACCUGGUCAAGCGAAAACAUCAGGGCAAGGGGGCAGACGUACAAAUCCUUUUGGAGAAUCUGGAGGAACCAAAUCCGAAACAGAAGAUUCCAUCCUUCAUCAGUUAUUUAUUGUACGAUUCCUUGGAUCCAUGGAGGUGAAGUCGGAUGAAAGUUCUGACGUUGUUUAUGAAACAAUGCGCCAAAUACUCGCAGCUCGAGCGAUCCAUAACAUUUUCAGAAUGACAGAGUCGCACUUGUUAGUUACGUGUGACUGCUUAAAGUUAAUUGAUCCACAGACCCAAGUUACAAGAUUAAGGUUCCCUUUGCCAAAUGUAGUUCUGUAUGCCACGCACCAGGAGAACAAGCGCCUUUUUGGGUUUGUGCUUCGGACAUCAACAGGGAGAGCAGAUGGCAGAUCAACAUCUGUCUGCUACAUAUUUGAAUCAAAUAAUGAAGGAGAAAAGAUCUGUGACUCUGUAGGGAUAGCGAAACAGAUUGCGUUUCAUACUGAACUGGAUCGCAGAACAUCAGAAAAGCAGAAAGAAAUAGACAAAGUAAAAGAAAAACAGCAAAAGGAGCUUAGUAAACAAAAACAAAUUGAAAAGGAUUUAGAAGAGCAAAGCCGACUAAUAGCUGCUUCCAGUAGAUCAAGCCAAAGUGUUGGUGAAGGACAGUUUGUAGUCCUUAGUAGCAGCCAAUCAGAAGACAGUGAUUUAGGAGAAGAUGGGAAGAAGAAGAAAGAAUCCGAAGCAUGAAGAAACUUCAGUGCAAGUGUUUGGACUGGUUGCACAAGAUCAGCUGCAAGUUACAGAAGAAGAAGCAAAGGUGGAGGGUUUGUUUUAUUAAAUAAGAUUUCAUAUUUUGCCCUGUUAAGCUUUGAUUUUACUCGAAACUGUCUGCUUAAUGUAAAUGUGGACUCUCUUCCCAAUCUUAAAAAAGUGUGAUAAUCGCUAUAGUAGAAUUGGAUUUUGAAGGUCUUUUAUUUUUCUGUGCAGAUGACUUCAUGAGGAAGAGAUUGCCAUAGAUUAAGCACAAAGAUUUCAUGCUCUUUACGUCCACUUUCUGUUUGCAGCUUCAGAGGAUUAACUGUGCUUCAUUUGUUUUGACAAACAAGGUGUUUGUUGCACAUUUCAAUUAUGAACAAAUUCAAUUUGAUCCAGAUGCACUCCAGUCCAUGAAAUGUAUGCCAUAAGAAAUGUUAUUUCAAGAUGUUAUUUUAAUUCCUGAAGAUAGCAAGGUGUCAAUUUUACGUAAAUACAUCUUGGAAUAAAUUGGAGGGGGGGGGGGAGUUGUAAGGUGUGAUGUUUAGAUUAUAAAUGUGAGAUCAAUAUUUUUAUGUGAGAUUGCAUUGGCCGGCACUGGUCUUAGUGUCCUCGCAACUGUAUUUCAGAGCAAUUGUGUAACGGUAGCAAAGACACGUUGGGAGGAGGGGGAGAUAACAGCGCUGGGAAGGAUGCAAUGAGGAUUCUGCUUCCGCAGGUAGAAUUGGGAAGGGACAGUGUGGUCUUCUUCCUGCAGUCCUUUUGUGCACCCCAAAACCUCUGAAGGGCUAGGAGUUCAUCUAUUAGAUUUUGGUGCUGCAGAGGAAUGUGAGAAAGAAGGGGAAAAAGGCUUGAUGGCAGAGGUCACACAGGGUUGGAGCAGUAAAUUUAUGCAGUUAAAUUCUUGCCUGUCUGAAUGAGAACGGGGCAUUUGCCCUGCUCUUUGAAGUCCCUUCUCAUCAGUAGAGUUUGGAAUACGUUGAUGAAAGUACUAUAUGUACGUGAAGACGUUGCCAUAAUUAGCUUUAUUUCAAUAAACUCUUGCAGAAUACCUUACAUGGUUGAAUCUUUGAAACAAUUUAAAGAGCCUUAUCUGGAUUUCUUUUAAUUAUUUUAAUUAAUUACCCCAACAUAAUUUUAAUUAUUUGAAGCUUGUAGUGGUCUUUUCCUCCAAAGAAAUAGGACAGUUAAUAUGAAACAAUGGGUUGGAUUCAUGAUCCUUCCGUAGUUUAAAGGUGCCACAGGAAUCGCCGCUAAACAUUUUUAAAAGAAUUGCCAUCACUAUUUUACCCAUGUGUUAGGCUCCCCUGUUCUGGUGUGUCACAUUUUCCAAGGGCUGCAGGAUUUACUGCAGAGGGAAAGAGAUAGGGAAGUUGUUUUAAAUGUGCCUGUCAUAGGAUCUAACCUUUUGUGUCUGAUUUUAUAUAGAAGCCCUUAUUUUAUGGAGAAUGUGAGUAAAAAUCCAAUAAAAGCAUUUCAUCUUACUGACCCAUUUAAUCAAAAUCCCAGAUGAUCAGAAGAGACAGAUGGUGCACAAAUAAAUUUAGGAAAGGUUUCAUCUGCUCACUGGUGACCUAAGGAAUCUCCUCCUACCUCCCUGAAGAUUUAGCUCAAUAUGGCAUAUGAAAUUAGGAAUUGAACCUACUGUGAAGGUUGCUUCUGGGCCAGCCAGAAUGGUAACCAACCCAUUACAGCUGGGCUCCAUCCUGCAUGCCAACCCGACGAGGCAGGACCAUGUUCUGUUUUUGAUGUAACCAUUAGCCCCUUUCCCUUUCUCCGUAAGUUUGUACAUAGCUCUGCCUAAAUUAGUCGCAACACACCCUGAUUUAUGCAAAUUAAAGUAUUUCCAAAUGCUUUCAAAUAUUAUUUUUUUCAUGAUAAGAAGGAGGAACAAUUCCUCAUUCUCAGGAUGGCUCCAGAGAUAUAACACUAUGUACAUAAUUUUUGUUCCUGGGUUAUAAAUGUCAUUUCCUAAUUGGUUCUGUCAUAAGAAACAUGGAAAACGUUUAUUCAAUUGCAAAUACUUUGUUUUUGCGGUCUGCACAAAAGUUUAAAAUAGCAUAUUUUCAUUAAGGAAAAUUACAAAUGAAAAUUGCCACACCGGGUUUAGUGCCACUGGAUUGCCAGGACUCCUUCCUUUGUCUCCAGUGGCUGCCCGGGGGAGGGGGUUGAAAGUAUCCCGGGACUGCUUCAACUUUCGCCAUGUUGGAUCAUCCCCGGGAUUGGUGGUCAGUGUAGAACUGCCCCCUUCCUUGAUUUCUUUAGAUUCAAUACUUACUGUUUCACCUUUAUAUGGUAUUCCCUUUCUUCACUCCUAUUUCCUCCAUUUCUCUCUCAUUGGAGGAUAUAAAUAUUUUUCUCAAAUCCUCCCUUUUUGUCCACCUCUGAGAAUUGCUAGGUUGUGGUUGCCUGGACAGCUCCAUUUCUUAACCACCACCACCCUUGUUCAGGUAGUUAUGACAGAGCCCCAUCUUUUUUUUCUGUCAAUACUUUCAUUUUUUUCUCCAUUUUAAUAUUACUAUCUUUGAAUUUCAUCAGGUUGCAUUGGCAGGAUUAUAAAAACCAGUAGAAAGGGAAAGGGGCUUGUGGUUACAAGAAAAAUAAAAUGAUGUCCUUUCUUGUUGGAUUGGCAUGUGGGAUGGAAACCCAGCUGUAGUGGAUUACCCCAGAAUGGCAUUCAUAGGAGAUAUCAAUUGUUUAAUAAGAAAUACUGUAACUAAUCAUGUCUUUAUAUUUGAGGCAGCUGAUGUUAAUGGGCAAAAGGUGUCAUUAACUAUUGUACUGCUUUUUUUAACUGCUCACAGUCCUAUAUAACACAAGAAUCUGAGAUUUGUCUUGAAAUGAAUGCUGAAUUUAUGUCAAAAAAUGAUGAUCAUUAAUUUGCAGCUAACUUCCAGCAGUUGUCACCUGCAGUGUAUGUGUGCGUAUUUAUAUAUAUGUAAAGAUAUGUAUGUUACUUCACUGUAUUAUAAUAUGCGUAAUAUCAAAUUUCCUCACUAAUAAAACUGGUCAUUUUUAUCUUUUA
Molecule: messenger RNA, 5259 nt
Organism: Anolis sagrei ordinatus
Lineage: Eukaryota; Metazoa; Chordata; Lepidosauria; Squamata; Anolidae
Gene: APPL1
Product: adaptor protein, phosphotyrosine interacting with PH domain and leucine zipper 1
Biological process (GO): signaling; insulin receptor signaling pathway
Cellular component (GO): cytoplasm; endosome membrane
Molecular function (GO): identical protein binding; protein kinase B binding
Source: RefSeq, a predicted model, not a curated record